CUGCUCUACGUCAACUAUUUCAGUCGUCGGUUUUUCCCAUACCAUCAUCCACUGAAUCUACUGGUUCAUUCACUCACCUCGUACUAAUUUACUACUACUGCUGCUGCUUUACUGAGGGGGUACUCCACUGGUAGCGACUGAGAAAGUGAGAGAGGAAGAUGGAGAGCAGCGAAGAAGAAGAUGAUUUCCCAACACACGAAUGGAUCACUCCACAGUCCAAGAUUAACUCCAUUUAUCAAUCCAAUGCUGAAAAGGGAAUUAGGAAACUAUGUUGUGAGCUUUUGGACCUGAAGGAUGCAGUUGAGAACUUAUGUGGAAAUAUGCACACCAAGUAUCAGGCCUUCCUCAGGCUCCCCGUUUGCAUAUCUGGCUAUUUUUCCUGUCUACGGAGCUUAACUGAAUAUGUGUACCAAGUAACUUUGAUAUCAGAAGAGGUUGGUGAAAUGGAGCAUGAAUUGAUUGAGCUGCAAAAGCAUGUAUCUGCGCAAGGGAUUCUUGUGCAGGAUUUGAUGACCGGUGUUUGUCGUGAAUUAGAAGAAUGGAACCAGGAUAACAGCGAGAGCCUUCAAGCUGAGGAAGAUUCGCAGGGCAAUGAGCACCAGGAUCUCUUGGUCAAUGAAGUGGAUUAUCAUAAGAUGACAUUUUUGGAGAAUGUCGAUGUCCUCUUGGCUGAGCAUAGAGUGGAUGAAGCUUUAGAUGCUUUGGAGGCAGAAGAAAGAAACUCCCCUGAGCUGAAUGGCUCAGGAGAUGCUUCUUCCACUUAUAAGUCUGCAUUCAUCAAGAGAAAGGUGAUGCUUGAGGAUCAGCUUAUUGAGAUUGCAGAACAGCCAUCUUUGGGCGUCAAAGAACUUAAGUCAGCUUUGUGUGGUUUACUGAAACUUGGAAAAGGAUCUUCGGCACAUCAGUUGCUUCUAAAAGCAUAUGGGUCCCGCCUCAACAAGAGCGUUGAGGGGUUUCUUCCUUCAUGUUCAAUUUAUCCUGAAACAUUCUCAGUUACUCUCUCCAAACUCGUUUUUUCUACAAUCUUACUGACUGCAAAGGAAUCUGGUUUGCUUUUUGGUGACAAUCCUGUGUAUACCAACAAGAUUGUGCGGUGGGCAGAAUGCGAACUUGAAUCUUUCGUUAAACUAGUGAAGGAGCACUCACCCCCAUCCGAGAUGGUUUCUGCUUUACGGGCUGUGAGCAUUUGUGUUCAGGCUAGUCUUAGUCACUGCUCUUUAUUGGAAUCUAAAGACCUUAAGCUUUCUAAGUUGCUGAUGGUGCUUUUACAUCCAUACGUCGAAGAAGUCCUUGAAUUGAAUUUCCGUAGAGCAAGAAGAAUGGUUCUUGAUAUCACGGAAAAUGAUAAGACAUUUUCUUUAUCACCUCGAUUUGUGUCUCCCCUAUCUUCUGUUGCAGUAUCCUCAUCAGACUCUGAGCUUCUUGAUAGUGGAAUGAAAUUCAUGUACAUUGUCAAUGAUAUUGUGGAACAGCUAACACCGGCGGCCAUUGAUCAGUAUGGUGGAAACAUUUUAAACAGAAUAUCUCAGCUCUUUGAUAAAUAUGUUGAUGCUUUGAUGAAAUCCUUACCUAGUCCGUCUGAAGAUGAUAAUCUCAUUGAGCAUAAAGAAGUAUUAACCUUCAGGGCUGAAACUGAUGCCCAACAGCUUGCACUUCUGGGAACUGCGUUUACUGUAGCUGAUGAAUUAUUACCAAUGGCUGUUUCGAAGAUUUGGACUGGGAAGAGUGAGGGGAAGGAUCCAGGAAGUGGUUCGAGUGAAAACAUCGUGUCUACCUCGAGUAGUUCCAUAGACUUUAAGGAGUGGAGGCGCCAUCUUCAACACUCACUAGAUAAGCUCAGAGAUCAUUUUUGUCUGCAAUAUGUUUUGAAUUUCAUUUAUGCUAGGGAAGACAGAAUCCGGUUAGAUGCUCGAAUUUAUGUAAAGAUGCAAGGAGAAGAUCUUUGGGAGACCUACCCACUGCCAUCUCUGCCAUUUCAGUCGUUAUUUUCGAAGUUUCAGCAAUUGGCAACUGUUGCUGGUGAUGUGCUACUCGGAAAAGAGAAAAUACAAAAGAUUUUGCUUUCUAGGCUGACAGAAACAGUUGUAAUGUGGUUAUCUGAUGAACAAGAGUUCUGGGAUGUCUUCAAGGAUGAAACCCACCCUCUUCAGCCACUAGGAUUGCAGCAGUUAAUUCUUGAUAUGCACUUCAUCGUUGAAAUUGCUGUAUUCGGGGGCUACCCAUCUCGACACGUGCAUCAGAUCGCAUCGGCCAUAAUUGCUAGAGCAAUCAAAGCCUUCUCAGACAGAGGGAUUGACCCACAAAGCAGUGAGCUUCCUCCGGAUGAAUGGUUUGUUAAUACCGCGAAAACAGCGCUGAACAAGCUUAUCUUGGGAACAUCAUCCGCAUCUGAGGUAUCUGAUAUAGAUGAACACAUCAUUAUACACGAUGAGAUUCUUUCUGAUUCCGAUGACACUGCUUCUUGCCCCUCAUCCAUAGCAUCCUCUUCCGAUUCAUUUGCUUCGGCAAAUAUGGGUGAGAGUGAAAGUCCGACGUUUUUGUCAGAUUCUGAGAGUUGAACAUUUGGAUUUUCUCACCCUUUCGUGGUUCAGGAGGCUUCAAUGAAACAGAAUUCUUGCGGAGACGACCAAUCUCAGCAAGAUGUCACUCUGAUUUUGUUAUCUAUGCUCGGAUCUAGUACAGUCUGUUCAUCAUGAGGAAUCUAAUUUGUAAAGUGGCUAAUGUUCUUUGAUCAGUUAAUCUUACAGCUGUAUGUCGUCAUAUUUAGAAUGUAGUGUCGUUGUAGUAAUAUAGUAUGUAUUGCUGUAUGUUGCUAUCACUUGUUUGCAGAAAGUAGGAAAGGGUCAUUUAUUUCACCAUCAGGGAAAUUUGUGCCUUCCCCUUGAACAGUUGCUUCUCCUUGUCAUACACAUCUAUUUAAGAUUUAUAGUUGUAACUGUGUCAUUCUGAAAGAACACUGUAAGCAUACCUCUGGGAAGAAUUAAGUGUACCUUCACUUUCUCUAGGAAUAUAAUUUUGGUCGUGAAAAG
This is a messenger RNA of Papaver somniferum (opium poppy), 3029 nucleotides long. Its product is annotated as exocyst complex component EXO84C-like. The transcript is spliced from 8 exons. Gene Ontology annotation, biological process: exocytosis; Golgi to plasma membrane transport; intracellular protein localization. The record is from RefSeq and is a predicted model, not a curated record. Gene Ontology annotation, cellular component: exocyst. Lineage: Eukaryota; Viridiplantae; Streptophyta; Magnoliopsida; Ranunculales; Papaveraceae. Bases 159 to 2558 code for a protein of 799 amino acids.